GGAGCAGGGCGGCCAGCGGCCGAGAGCGGGGCCGUUACACCCUCCCCCCUCCCCUCUCGUCGUCACCGAGACGCAACAGGGCAGAGGGAGACAAGGCACGAACGCUUCUGUCUGCCCUUUUUCAGCCUGUCUUCAGGACUUACCGUUGCCUGCAGCGCUGGGACCCUGGGGUGGGAGUUCCCACAGUGCUGCAGGUCCAUCGAAGUGGAUUACAAUGUCAUUCACAUUCAGGAGAAGACUCAAGUCAGCACAAGGCCUGUGUAUUAAAAAUACAAGAAUAAGAAUGAGUUAAGAUGAAUGUUAUACAGAUGAAGUGAGGAUCACAGAUAAGGUUCAAAAUUAUCAUAUGUCCCCAGCAUACCAUGGUAGAUGUAGCAAAGAAAGAGACGAUGAAUGACAUCACAUUUAGAAGCAACACUGUACUUUCUGACAUUCAUCUACAUACCCCAAGCAAAAGACAUCUCAUGGUCCGAUUGAAUACUGUUGGACAGCCAGUAUUUCUAUCACAAUUCCAGCUCCUUUUGAAAAAAAAUAAUUUGGAGUCUGAGAAAAAAAAGGGAAAGGACCUUUCAACAGAAAAUAUAGGACAACAAAUUAAAGGUGGGAAGGAAUUGUGUGACAACGGUAGCAAUGACUUAGAUUUUCUCAGCAAAAAUGGAAGAGAAGUCAGUAAUUUUAAAGGAAUAGAAACUCUGCUGGAUGAUGAUGGGGAUUUGGAAGUGAUCAGAAGGCCUCGAUCUAAGCCUGAUCCAGAAAUGGAGGCUCUAUCAAGGGACAAAGUGUAUCCCAUAAUUCUGACUAAAGGAGAAGAUAUUUUUGAAGAUGCAAAGCAAGAAAGUACCUGCAAUAAUAUUAUUAAAAUAGAGCACACAAUGGCAACACCAUUGGAAGACGUUGGUAAACAAGUCUGGCGAGGAGCCUUUCUUCUUGCAGAUUACAUCUUGUUCAAAAGGGACAUGUUCAGAUAUUGCACAGUAUUAGAACUUGGAGGAGGCACUGGAAUUACAAGCAUUGUCAUGGCAAUGAUUGCUAAGACUGUAUACUGCACAGAUGUUGGUGAAGAUCUAUUGGCUAUGUGUGAGCAAAAUGUAAUAUUAAACAAACAUCUUAUUGAGCCAGCAGGAGGUGAAGUUAAGGUAAAAGAGCUGGAUUGGCUGAAAGAUGGAUUCUGUACUGACCCUGAAGCUCGCUACAGUUGGUCUGAAGCAGAGAUUGCUGAUUUGCAUGACCACACCACAGUGAUACUGGCAGCUGAUGUUUUUUAUGAUGAUGACUUAACAGAUGCUUUAUUCAAAAUACUGUACAAAAUCACUCACAACUUGAAAAACUCUUGUUCGAUUUACUUAUCAAUAGAAAAGAGACUGAACUUCACUUUAAGACAUAUGGACAUUACAUGUGAGGCAUACAAUCAUUUUCGAAAUACUUUGAAUGAUUUGGAGAACUUAGAAGAUGGCAAAAUGAAAUAUACCGCUGAGCCCAUUAAGCUAGCAUUCUCCCAGUUUCUGAUUUAUGAGCGGAUUGAGCAGCUGGAGCUGUGGAAGAUCAUUGCUGAACCACUUACAUUACCUCUUUAACAGAAGACUGCUGAAUGCAUUGAGGAUAUUAUUUUAUUUGAGAAAAUCAAUGCUAUGAUCUAGAUUUUUUUUUCCCAAAAGAUGUGCUCCCCAUGGAACUGAAUUUGAUGCAGAUUUGCCUUCAACUAAUUAAAUAUAUCUUGUAGCAUAUAGA
This is a messenger RNA of Pelodiscus sinensis (Chinese soft-shelled turtle), 1728 nucleotides long. The record is from RefSeq and is a predicted model, not a curated record. Lineage: Eukaryota; Metazoa; Chordata; Testudines; Trionychidae.